AUGCUUACUAGGUCUAUCCACACGUCGAGGGCGCUUGGACAGGCCAAAGUCUGGUCCUCGUUGGCCGAGAACUCGAGAUCUUUGCGCAUAAGAUCAGAAUCCAUCAGAAAAUGCAUACUGGAAGGAACGUUUCCAGGCGGACCUCCGUCUUUGAAGAGGAGGUUUAAUCGUCUCAAGUACAAUUCUCCCGAGAAGAUUGAUGAGACUUUCAAGAUUUGCUACGAUUUUUUACAGUCAAAGGCCAACCAAGUGUAUGACCAGCUCUCGAGAACAGAGCAUCCCAAAGAGAUAGAAAGAUUGCUUGUCAAGGCAGAGCUGGACAAUCCCGAAGUACAGUACAACUUUCAAUACAACGAGAAGGUGGACAACGAUCCUGAUGUGAUAGAUUACGAACAACCGGUCUACAGAUUUCUCGGCAAAAAGCACUGGGAAGCGGGUCCCCAAAUGCUCCUGAUGCAGAGACUGGAGACGCUCGCGAUCAUCCCAGACACGCUCCCCACGCUAGUGCCCCGAGCCGAGAUCAACCUCAAGUUUCCCUUUUCUACCGGUGUGAACAAAUGGAUAGAGCCGGGCGAGCUGCUCUCCUCGAACACGACAAGUUUCCCACCAGCAAUCAAGAUCCAGGAGUACGAACUCCUAGAUCCAAAGAAACAGUAUUACACGAUUCUGGUCGUCAACCCAGACGAGCCAGACCUGGAAAACGACUCCUUCCGCACCACGCUGAACUACGGUCUCGUGAAUGUGCAAGUGAGCUACAACGACAACGUCGUCGACGCGAGGAAGUGCGAUGCGUCGAACGUGAUCGCCGACUAUCUGCCACCGGUCCCCGAGAAGAACGCUGGCAGACAGCGCUUCGCCGUGUGGGUAUUCAGACAGCCGUCCGCGGUCCAGCCACAACGCUGCGUGCUGAACAGAGACGCCUUCGACAUCAGACAGUUCGCCAAGCAGCACUCGCUGCUGCCCGUCGGCGCCCACGCGUGGAGAAGCGAGUGGGACUCCAACGUCGCCAACGUCAGAGACAAGUACGCCCUCCCCAAGGGAAGAGUCUUCGCCAGGACCCGCUCGUAG
This is a messenger RNA of Torulaspora globosa, 1068 nucleotides long. RefSeq names its product mitochondrial 54S ribosomal protein mL38 (gene MRPL35). The transcript has a single exon. The coding region runs from base 1 to 1068 and encodes 355 amino acids. NCBI's taxonomy places the organism in Eukaryota, Fungi, Ascomycota, Saccharomycetes, Saccharomycetales, Saccharomycetaceae. The record is from RefSeq and is a predicted model, not a curated record.